Megalopta genalis is the source of this 2107-nucleotide messenger RNA. RefSeq names its product tax1-binding protein 3 homolog. Gene Ontology annotation, molecular function: protein kinase binding. Gene Ontology annotation, biological process: neurotransmitter receptor transport postsynaptic membrane to endosome; embryo development; cell-cell adhesion. Lineage: Eukaryota; Metazoa; Arthropoda; Insecta; Hymenoptera; Halictidae. Gene Ontology annotation, cellular component: postsynaptic membrane; postsynaptic density; basolateral plasma membrane. The record is from RefSeq and is a predicted model, not a curated record.
UAGAUUAGUCAGUACAUAUGGCUGUCAACGUGAGAACGAAAUUGUCUUAACUGAUCUUAACAACGCCGAGCUUGAUCACUGUUAAUCAGUUAAUCAGUUCAUUGUUCAUUCAAAAACAGAAAUCUGUUUUAAGUAUAUUAUAACACGUUGUCUUUUGCAUCUUCGAAUUUACUUAAAUUCUGUCGUCAUCAGUUCAGUACGUACAGUGAGUGAAUAACUGGUGAUUACAUUGAGUCACUGGAAGCAAUUGUCAAUUUAAGCCCGUCAGAAAUCCAAGAUUCGUCAUUAUGUGUGCGAAAAUGGCAUUUCAGCACCAAGCUGGCACGGCUAUGAAGUGCUUAAGUAUACCAAUCACAUUACACAAGGAAACGGAAGUCAAUGAAAAUGGGGAGAAAGUAAUGAAAUGUGGUUUCAAGAUUGGUGGUGGAAUAGAUCAAGAUUUUAGAAAAAGUCCCCAAGGUUACACAGACAACGGUAUAUAUGUAACCGAAGUACACGAAGGAUCUCCAGCAGCAAAAAGUGGUCUUCGGAUGCAUGACAAAAUAUUACAAUGUAAUGGGUAUGAUUUUACCAUGGUCACUCAUAAAAAAGCAGUAUCUUAUAUCAGAAAACAUCCAGUAUUAAAUUUAUUAGUAGCUCGCAAAGGUGUGACCAGUACUUAAAUACCAAAUGAAAUGUUUACACAAUAUGAGAGAAGUAUUUAUUUCACUUAAUACAUUAACAAAGUCAAUUUAUUUGAGCUACAUCUCUGCCAAAUAUCAGAUUAGUUUGUAGCCAAUAGUAAGAUUAUUUUAAUUAUUGAAAAUCGAAAGAAUUGAAAUUUGAGUAUUUUAUCAUUGUGACAGUAAUAAGUGUUCAAUAUCCUAAUUGAGAAUAGAACAGAAUAAAUUUAAUUCAAUCGCACUAGGUGAUUAGUUGAAACGUUUAAUUUGCAGGUGUAAUAUUCAUUUUUCAUUGCAGUAGAAUUAGAGUACUAGAACAAUAGAUUGAUAUAUGUAUAAAAUGAAAAUCAUACUAAAUAAUGUUUAUUGUAUAUCAAAAUUUACAAUAUUUCGUGUGCCAAACAGUAAUUAUUAUCAUGGAAUCCAUAUGAACAAUUCUUACCGCCAUGUAUAUAUUUAUACAUAAGACAAGUUUCAUAGGGAGAAGUUUAGUUGAACAAAAAAUACUUGUUUAAUUAGAACAAAGGAAAUAAUUUAAUGGAUGAGAGUCAUAAUAUUUUAAUUCAUUAAGUAUUUCUAUAUUGUAAAAUAUAACAAAAAUGCCAAAGCAUAAUGAAGUUACACUAGUUUAAAUACACAACAGUACUUUUUACAAAAUUUUGUAUGCUAUUGUAUGUCAAUGUAUUAUUGUAAGACAAGUACAGAAUAACUUCGAAUUUAUGCAUUUAGAAUAUUGCAUUUAAUAAUUGAAACAAUCAUGCAAUAAACGUUGUUUUUGAUACUUUCGAUAAGUACCGCAUUUUUUGUACACGUAACAUACACGAAUGAGCGAGAAUAUGUGAAAUUUCUGUAUUUUGAACUAUUUGUAAAACGUGUUUUGUUACUUGUUCGAAUGUAUACAAAAAAUAAUUCAGAGUGGAUACUUUAAUAUUAAUAGAAGAAUUGAAUUUUCUAUUUUAUAUAUCUUUUACUUUGACCAGUAAUUAAUAUUUCUAUGCAUUUCUGAGUGCGUUUUUUAAAAAUAAGGGAAUCAAUACUGUAUUUCACGUUUUUUGAAUUGGCUUUAAAUGUACAAUAAGUGAAACAAAAGGGAAAGUUCCUGUGACAUGUACGGCUUUCUUUUGUAUCCUUGUAUUUUUAAUAUAUUAUAAUUACAGUGCAAAAGUCGAAUCGUUUUAUAAGAGAUAAUAUAGUAUGUUAUCAUGUUUUUAUAACUAGUCUGCUAAUACGAAUGUUAAAAAAUAAAGAUGAAAUCGUAGAAUAUAAAUUAUUAUGUGUGCGACCACUAUGCAUGUAUGUAGUUAUCUAAGAUUCUUUGUAUAGAGCCUCAAUUAAAACAAAAAUUACAUGCAUUAGUCCAACCAAUACACAAAUCUACAUUUAUAUGAAAAGUAUAUGUUAUUUAUUAUGAAAAACCUGAUUAAUAUAAAAAACUGCGAAAGGAA